AUGCCGAACGUGCAGCUGCCGCCCAAGGAGAGCAACCUUUUCAAGCGCAUCUUGAAAUGUUACGAACAGAAGCAGUACAAAAAUGGCCUCAAGUUUUGCAAGAUGAUUCUUUCAAAUCCAAAAUUUGCUGAACAUGGAGAGACUUUGGCUAUGAAGGGAUUAACAUUGAACUGCUUAGGAAAAAAAGAAGAAGCGUAUGAAUUUGUUCGUAAAGGACUUCGUAAUGAUGUCAAGAGCCAUGUCUGUUGGCAUGUUUAUGGACUCUUGCAACGUUCUGAUAAGAAGUAUGAUGAAGCUAUUAAGUGCUAUCGAAAUGCCCUCAAAUUAGAUAAAGAUAAUCUACAAAUUUUGAGAGAUCUCUCUCUGUUGCAGAUUCAAAUGAGAGACCUUGAAGGUUAUCGAGAGACAAGGUAUCAGCUUCUUCAGUUGCGCCCAACGCAGCGUGCUUCCUGGAUUGGAUAUGCUAUUGCAUACCAUUUGCUGAAAGAUUAUGAUAUGGCACUAAAACUAUUGGAAGAGUUUAGACAAACUCAGCAAGUUCCUCCCAACAAAAUAGACUAUGAAUAUAGUGAACUGAUACUAUACCAGAAUCAAGUGAUGAGAGAGGCAGACCUAUUUCAGGAAUCUUUGGAACAUAUAGAAACAUAUGAGAAACAGAUAUGUGAUAAACUUUUGGUGGAAGAAAUUAAAGGGGAAAUGCUGUUGAAAUUGGGAAGAUUAAAAGAAGCCAGUGAAGUGUUCAAAAACUUGAUUGAUCGGAAUGCAGAAAAUUGGUGUUAUUAUGAAGGCUUGGAAAAAGCUCUGCAACUUAGCACUUUAGAAGAGAGGCUCCAAAUUUAUGAAGAAAUUAGUAAGCAGCACCCCAGAGCAAUUUCACCUAGAAGAUUACCUUUGAAUCUUGCCCCAGGUGAAAAAUUUAGAGAACUAAUGGAUAAGUUCCUGAGGAUUAACUUCAGUAAAGGCUGCCCACCCUUGUUCACUACUUUGAAAUCUUUAUAUUACAAUACAGAAAAGAUUUCUAUAAUCCAGGAGCUUGUUACGAAUUAUGAAGCCUCUCUUAAAACGUGUGACUUUUUUAGCCCUUAUGAAAAUGGAGAGAAGGAACCCCCGACAACACUUCUCUGGGUUCAGUAUUUCCUGGCACAGCAUUUUGAUAAACUUGGGCAUUAUUCUUUAGCUUUGGAUUACAUUAAUGCUGCAAUUGCUGGUACUCCCACUCUAAUAGAAUUAUUCUAUAUGAAGGCAAAAAUUUACAAGCAUAUAGGUAAUCUCAAAGAAGCUGUAAAGUGGAUGGAUGAAGCGCAGUCUUUGGACACAGCUGAUAGAUUCAUCAACUCCAAAUGUGCAAAAUAUAUGCUUCGAGCAAACAUGAUAAAAGAAGCAGAGGAAAUGUGUUCCAAGUUCACAAGGGAAGGAACAUCUGCUAUGGAAAAUCUAAAUGAGAUGCAAUGCAUGUGGUUUCAGACAGAAUGCAUUUCAGCUUACCAGCGUUUGGGGAGAUAUGGGGAUGCCUUGAAAAAAUGCCAUGAAGUAGAAAGGCAUUUUUUUGAGAUAACCGAUGAUCAAUUUGACUUCCAUACAUACUGCAUGAGAAAGAUGACCCUUCGUGCCUAUGUUGACCUUUUGAGAUUAGAAGAUAUACUCAGAAGACAUGCCUUCUAUUUCAAGGCUGCUAGAUCAGCGAUUGAAAUAUACUUGAAAUUGUAUGAUAACCCCUUAACCAGUGAGAGCAAACAGCAAGAAAUAAAUUCAGAAAACUUGUCAGCCAAAGAGUUGAAGAAAAUGCUUAGCAAGCAGAGAAGAGCUCAGAAAAAGGCUAAACUGGAAGAAGAGAGAAAGCAUGCGGAAAGGGAACGUCAACAAAAAAAUCAAAAGAAAAAAAGAGAUGAAGAAGAAGAAGAAGGCAGUGGUCUCAAAGAAGAACUUAUACCUGAAAAAUUAGAAAGGAUAGAAAAUCCAUUAGAAGAAGCUAUCAAGUUCCUUAUACCUCUUAAGAACCUUGUUGCUGAUAACAUUGACACUCAUCUAUUAGCAUUUGAAAUAUAUUUUAGAAAAGGGAAGUUUCUGUUAAUGCUGCAGUCUGUCAAACGAGCUUUUGCCAUCAACAGUAAUAACCCAUGGUUACAUGAAUGCUUAAUUAAAUUUUCUAAAUCUGUGUCUAAUCAUAGUAAUCUUCCAGACAUUGUGAGUAAAGUUCUAUCUCAAGAAAUGCAGAAAAUAUUUGUCAACAAGGAUUUGGAAAGUUUUAAUGAGGAUUUUCUCAGACACAAUGCUACCUCUCUUCAGCAUCUACUUUCAGGUGCUAAAAUGAUGUAUUUUCUGGACAAGUCAAGGCAAGAAAAAGCAAUUGCUAUUGCCACUAGACUGGAUGAAACUAUAAAAGAUAAAAAUGUAAAGACUUUAAUAAAGGUUUCUGAGGCACUGCUUGAUGGCAGCUUUGGGAACUGUAAUUCCCAGUAUGAAGAAUACAGGAUGGCCUGUCAUAACCUGCUUCCUUUUACUUCCGCUUUCCUGCCCGUUGUGAAUGAGGUCGACAGUCACAAUGUGGCACUAAACCACACAGCUAACUAUGAUGUCUUGGCAAAUGAGAUUUGA
Puma concolor (puma) is the source of this 2595-nucleotide messenger RNA. It is a transcript of the gene NAA16, whose product is annotated as N-alpha-acetyltransferase 16, NatA auxiliary subunit. Gene Ontology annotation, molecular function: protein binding. Lineage: Eukaryota; Metazoa; Chordata; Mammalia; Carnivora; Felidae. Gene Ontology annotation, biological process: N-terminal peptidyl-methionine acetylation. Gene Ontology annotation, cellular component: cytoplasm; NatA complex. The record is from RefSeq and is a predicted model, not a curated record.